UCGGUGCGUUUCAGAUCAUAACGAUGUUUUCUCUUAGAAAUCUUCCUUCACUUGCACCGAUUGUCUCGGCCUACGCAUUAUUGACGGGAUACAUCAUGAUGAUCAAACCAUUUCUUGAUACAACAAUUCCACCUCCGCUACAAAACUACAUCAUCGCUUAUAUCAACUCUUUCUUUAUCUCAAGUACUCCAUCGACUCUAACACUCAUCAUCGAUGACCAGAUCAAAACUGGAAUGUACAACGAGCUCUACGGGGCUGCUCAGGUUUAUUUGUCCACCAAGAUCAACACCAACGGGGAAAGGCUAAGGAUCUUUAGAGACGGCAGUGAAAAAAACGUCAAUUUACACCUCAACGUAGGAGAAGUUGUCUCGGAUGUCUACCAAGGCAUUGAGCUCAAGUGGCGGUUUUGUGUUAACAGCGAUAAAACUUACGAUUUUGGGCAACAGUUUAAGCUAAACCCUGAUCGGGAGUGUUUUGAACUUAGCUUUGAAAAGAAACACAGAGACUUGGUCUUGAAUUCUUAUGUACCUUACGUGGAGAGCAAGGCAAAGGUGAUCAACAAUGAGAGGAAAAGCAUCAAGAUGUACUCCUACUGUAACAUGUAUUCAAAAUGGCAAUCCGUGAACCUCAAGCACCCCUCAACAUUUCACACCAUGGCAAUGAAAGAAGAGCUCAAGCGUUCUGUGAUGGGAGAUCUUGACCGGUUUAUCAGAAGUAAAGACUUUUACAAAAGAGUAGGGAAACCUUGGAAAAGGGGUUACUUUCUGUACGGCCCACCUGGGACUGGGAAGACUAGCCUAGUUGCAGCUAUGGCUAACCACCUCAAGUUUGAUAUCUAUGAUCUCCAGCUUGCAAGCGUGAGGGAGGACGCUGAUCUAAAGAGAUUACUUCUCGGUACUAGGAACAGCUCGAUUCUUUUGAUAGAAGACAUAGACCGCGCCGUGGAUUUGCAUACGAGGUUGCAACCUAAGACUCAUGAAGAUUCUAAGGGACCAGCAACUUUGACGUUAUCAGGGAUCCUUAAUUGCAUAGAUGGGUUAUGGUCGAGCUGUGGAGACGAACGCAUUGUAAUCUUCACCACAAACCACAAGGAGAGGCUCGAUCCGGCAUUGCUUAGGCCAGGGCGUAUGGAUAUGCAUAUUUACAUGGGACAUUGUUGUUUUGAUGUAUUCAAGACUCUGGCGUCUAACUACUUAGGAUUGUCUCCCGAUGACCCUCACCAUCUCUACCCGGAAAUCAAGCGUUUGAUUGAUGGAGAAGUGUUGACUCCAGCUCAAGUUGCAGAGGAGCUCAUGAAAAAUGAGGAUGCUGAUGUGGCGCUCGAGGGUUUGGUUAAAGUUCUAAGAAGGAAGAGGUCAGAGUUGGAAAAGUAUGAUGGUGAAAUUUAAGGAAAAGAUGGAGAAACUGAAAGAGAAGGAUUGAUGAACCGGGGAAUUGUAAUCCCUUUUAUGAAUUAUGAGUUACAAUCUUGAUUUAAACCCUGUUUGUAAUUAAUUAUCAUCCGAGUAAGUCAGUCUAGAUUUGUGGUUUAGCGUUAAAGUAUUGAGUCUAGAUUAAUAAGACUCAACUAAGUUUUGAUAAUAUAAAUAUUAAAUAGAUG
Molecule: messenger RNA, 1600 nt
Organism: Camelina sativa (false flax)
Lineage: Eukaryota; Viridiplantae; Streptophyta; Magnoliopsida; Brassicales; Brassicaceae
Product: AAA-ATPase At5g17730-like
Molecular function (GO): ATP hydrolysis activity; ATP binding
Source: RefSeq, a predicted model, not a curated record